UCAACAGUGUAAUACCGUUGAGAUUUAGACGCAUAUCUCAACCCCACAUUUCCCACAGUCUUGGAUAACGAGUCGCAAGGCACAUUACCGCCGCCAUGUCUGGAGGCUCUUUCCCUGGGAGCUCGAAGGACAAAGUCAAUGGCGCGGGCAAGGCCUUGACCACACACGACCUCGACGGCCACGAUCUGCCACCGUCGCCCGCACCAAGCACACCACGCAAUGGCGGCAGGAAGUAUGCUCUGGCAACGGAGCUGGUCUACACGGAGAGCAACGACCAGUACAACGCCGCGUCCGUGCCCAUAUACCAGUCUGCAACCUUCAAGCAGACAUCCGCGACGGGUGGCGGAAUGGAGUACGACUACACACGCUCUGGGAAUCCCACACGGACGCAUCUCGAGCGACACCUCGCCAAGAUUAUGAAUGCGGAACGCGCGCUUGUCGUCUCGUCGGGCAUGGGAGCUCUCGAUGUAAUCACGCGACUACUGCGACCGGGCGACGAAGUCGUUACCGGAGACGAUCUGUACGGCGGAACAAACAGACUGCUGAAGUACCUCUCCACACACGGAGGCAUCGUCGUCCACCACGUUGAUACCACCGACCCUGAGUCCCUCCGAGCCGUCGUUAACAACAAGACCGCCAUGGUUCUCCUAGAAACCCCCACCAACCCGCUCAUCAAAAUCGUCGACAUCCCCUCCAUCGCCUCCAUCACGCACGCUGCGAAUCCGGCCGCCGUCGUCGCAGUCGACAACACCAUGCUCUCCCCCAUGCUACAGAACCCACUUGACCUCGGUGCGGACGUCGUCUACGAGUCCGGCACAAAGUAUCUCUCAGGCCAUCACGAUCUCAUGGCCGGCGUCAUCGCAAUCAACGACAACGCGUUGGGAGAGAAGCUGUACUUCACAAUCAACGCGUCGGGAUGUGGUCUCUCGCCGUUCGACUCGUGGCUGCUCCUCCGCGGCAUCAAGACGCUCGGCGUCCGCAUGGAAAAGCAGCAGGCCAACGCCAUGCGCAUCGCAACCUUCCUCGAGUCCCACGGCUUCAAGGUACGCUACCCCGGCCUAAAGUCCCACCCGCAGUACGACCUCCACUGGAGCAUGGCGCGGGGCGCUGGCGCGGUCCUGUCUUUCGAGACGGGCGAUGUCAACGUAUCGGAGCGCAUCGUCGAGAGCGCGCGCCUCUGGGCCAUCAGCGUGAGCUUCGGCUGCGUCAACAGCCUGAUCAGCAUGCCGUGUCGCAUGAGCCACGCAAGCAUCGAUGCAAAGACACGCGCGGAGCGGGCGCUGCCCGAGGAUAUUAUCCGCUUGUGCGUAGGGAUUGAGGAUCCGGAGGAUUUGAUCGAUGAUCUUAGCCGUGCUCUCGUCCAAGCAGGCGCCGUCAACCUCACGCCCGAGGGCUUCCAGGCGCUCAAGAUCAGCGACGCUGCUGAGUCGGAGGCGUCCUCUUCUUCUUCCUAAACCUACCCCUCUCGCCAUCUUUGUCACCCCAGGCACCACCCAGUCACCUCUGCCAUGCCACACCCUCAUGGUAACGUGAUACAACCCGCACCUGCCUUCCUGCACAGGCUUCGCUUCGUCCACUCUCCUUAACACUAGUCACCUCUGUCAGGCCCUCCCUGUUAACGUGAUAUACACACAGCACCUGGGACCUUGUGGAAAGGACCCGCGUAUUUUCUGUAGCUAGAUUGAGCUUGGA
Molecule: messenger RNA, 1692 nt
Organism: Paraphaeosphaeria sporulosa
Lineage: Eukaryota; Fungi; Ascomycota; Dothideomycetes; Pleosporales; Didymosphaeriaceae
Product: cystathionine beta-l
Exons: 3
Coding region: 96-1454 (452 amino acids)
Biological process (GO): 'de novo' L-methionine biosynthetic process; transsulfuration
Cellular component (GO): cytoplasm
Molecular function (GO): pyridoxal phosphate binding
Source: RefSeq, a predicted model, not a curated record